AUGAAGCAUUCGCAGUUGGCGCCGUUGCCUGAUAACCUGCCAUUCCGCAUAGUCUCGCGGACAAUAGGACAGGGGGCUUAUGCAUGCAUCAAGAAGGGCUGUCCCACAAAUGCCGACGCUCCUAUUUUUGCAGUGAAGUUUAUACACAAAGAGUAUGCAGCCAAACAUGGGCAUAUUAGUGCGAAGCAGCUGCAGAUGGAAGUGGCGCUACAUAAGCAUAUCGGCAGUCACCAGAAUAUCAUAGAGUUCUAUAAUACAGGGGAGAAUGAGGCCUGGCGGUGGAUUGCCAUGGAGCUCGCUGAAGGCGGUGAUUUAUUUGACAAGAUCGAAGCCGAUGAAGGCGUGGGCGAGGAUAUAGCGCAUGUUUACUUCUCACAGCUGGUUAGUGCCGUUGGAUUUAUGCACUCGAAGGGAGUUGGCCAUCGAGAUAUCAAACCAGAGAAUAUCCUGCUAUCCGCGGAUGGAAACCUAAAGAUUGCGGAUUUUGGACUUGCCACGCUAUUUGAAUAUGGUGGGAAAUUGAAGUUAAACACUACGCUCUGUGGAAGCCCCCCGUAUAUUGCGCCUGAAGUCAUUCGGUGCAGCAAUCGGGGCCAUUCAAAGGGCCAGGGCUACAGAGCUGAUAUUGCCGAUGCCUGGUCGUGUGGUAUUGUGCUCUUUGUUCUCUUGGUUGGAAAUACCCCAUGGGAUAGCCCUACGGAUGAGAGCUACGAAUUUUGUGACUAUGUCAAAUCAAACUCACGGCCUUCGGAUGAACUAUGGAACGACAUCCCCUCGGAUGCACUGUCACUCCUUCGUGGUAUGCUGAAGCUAGAUGUUAACAGUAGGUUCAACAUAGACGAUAUCCGCAGGCAUCCCUGGUUUACGCGGCAAAACAAACAUUAUGUGGAUGGAAAGCUCGUCAACCCUGUUAAGCUUGCUACAACCAUGUUUGAGUCACUACACAUAGACUUCUCUCAGGACCCGCUGUCUUCGUCACAGUCACGGUCACAGCCCGGUGGUUCUGAUCCCAUGGAUAUUGACCCGGAGACCACUGAUGAUCUGAAACCCAAGUUUUCUGCCACCCAGCCAGAGACACCUAUAGAUGCAGGCCUCAUGGAUUGGGAUGGUCCGCCUCGACUGACAACCGGACUCCAAUCGGCCUCCCAGCCUAAAGAAGGUAUAACUACUGAUCAAGCCAUUCUUCUAGCAGAGCAGCUCCUGGAGGAACCAUCCAUGUCACAGUUCUGCGCCACGCCAUCAGUACCGCUCAGUCGCACCCAGAAUGCGCAGCGGUUCCAGGACAUUGUUCCAGCGUCCGGCCUGACUCGCUUCUUCUCCACUUGGUCUACGAAGGCCUUGGUUUCUCGGAUCUGCGAGGCCUUGCAGCUCCUACAUGUCCCUGCCGCACCAAAGAUGUCCACAGAGUCGGUACUCAUCCGGCUGCGAACUUCAGACGAUAGGAAGUGCCCACUUCAUGGGAAUAUCCUUAUAGAGACAGUAUCGGAGGGCCUUGUUGAGGUUGAGUUUGUGAAGAUCAAGGGAGACCCACUGGAAUGGCGCCGGUUCUUCAAAAAGAUUACGAUUUUAUGUAAAGAUGCAGUUAUGAAACCCGAUCAAUGA
Nannizzia gypsea CBS 118893 is the source of this 1602-nucleotide messenger RNA. Its product is annotated as CAMK/CAMKL/CHK1 protein kinase. The coding region runs from base 1 to 1602 and encodes 533 amino acids. Gene Ontology annotation, cellular component: site of double-strand break; nucleus; cytoplasm. The transcript is spliced from 2 exons. Gene Ontology annotation, molecular function: protein kinase activity; ATP binding. NCBI's taxonomy places the organism in Eukaryota, Fungi, Ascomycota, Eurotiomycetes, Onygenales, Arthrodermataceae. The record is from RefSeq and is a predicted model, not a curated record. Gene Ontology annotation, biological process: protein phosphorylation; mitotic G2 DNA damage checkpoint signaling.